Messenger RNA from Medicago truncatula (barrel medic), 1642 nucleotides. RefSeq names its product putative receptor-like protein kinase At1g72540. The transcript has 5 exons. The record is from RefSeq and is a predicted model, not a curated record. Lineage: Eukaryota; Viridiplantae; Streptophyta; Magnoliopsida; Fabales; Fabaceae. The coding region runs from base 73 to 1500 and encodes 475 amino acids. Gene Ontology annotation, biological process: protein phosphorylation. Gene Ontology annotation, molecular function: protein kinase activity; ATP binding.
CAUUUUUCAUAUACUUGUAAAGCUAUCAAACUCAAAAUCUUUCUGAGCCGGCACAUAUAGUUAAUAAAAAAAAUGCCUUCAAAGAAAAUUCAAUGGAAAUCAUUUGUACUUGGUUGUUUCAAGGACAAAAACCCUUCAUUGGAAACACCAAAAUUUGUUUCAAAAAAGACAGGUUCAUGUAGAAUUUCUCUAUCUGAUUUAAGUGAUUAUUCAUCACCUUCUGUCAUGAGUGAUUUAUCCAAUUCAUUAGUGGGAUCAAAUCUUCAUAUUUUCACUUGCAAGGAACUCAAAGAGAUCACAAACAACUUUGACAAAUCAAAUUUUCUUGGAGAAGGUGGAUUUGGAAAGGUGUAUAAAGGUUUUAUUGAUGAUAAACUUAGGCCUACACUUGUUCCUCAAGCUGUGGCUGUUAAGGCCUUAAACUUGGAUGGAAAACAAGGUCAUAGAGAGUGGUUGGCUGAAGUUAUCUUUUUGGGGCAAUUGAAGCAUCGCAAUCUUGUUAACUUAAUAGGCUACUGCUAUGAAGAUGAACAUAGACUUCUUGUGUAUGAAUACAUGGAAAGAGGAAGUCUUGAAGAAAAGCUUUUCAAAGGUUAUUUAGCAACUUUACCUUGGUUAACAAGAAUCAAAAUAGCAAUUGGUGCUGCUAAAGGACUAGCUUUUCUUCAUGAAGAGGAGAAACCAGUUAUAUAUAGAGAUGUUAAAGCCUCAAACAUUCUAUUGGAUGCUGAUUACAAUGCUAAGUUGUCAGAUUUUGGUUUAGCAAUAGAUGGACCAGAUAAAGAUCAAACACAUAUUACAACUCGUGUGAUGGGUACACAUGGAUAUGCUGCUCCUGAAUAUAUCAAUACAGGUCGUUUGACAACAAUGAGUGAUGUAUAUAGCUUUGGAGUUGUUCUCUUAGAGCUACUAACAGGAAAGAAAUCAGUGGACAAAAAAAGAACUCCAAGAGAGCAAGAUUUAGUAGAAUGGGCAAGGCCAUCAUUGAAGGAUUCACACAGACUUGAAAGAAUAAUUGAUUCAAGACUAGAAGAUCAAUACUCAAUUGAAGGUGCUAGAAAAUUAGCAAUGUUGACUUAUCAAUGUUUAAGUCAUCAUGAUAAAAGUAGACCAACAAUGAGAACAGUUGUUAAGACCUUAGAGCAUGUCAUGAAAUUAAAUGACAUUCCAAUUGGUCAUUUUGUUUAUGUAGCUCCUAUUGAGGUAACAAAUAUUGAAGUGUCACUAAAUGUGGAUAAAAAAGGAAAUGAAAAUGAACGUGAUGAGAAUGAGAUCAACAAAAGGGUUGUGAAAAGUAAAGAUGAAGAAAAGGGAGAGAAAAAUGAAAAGGGUCAUCAAAGUCAACGUAAAAGUCGUAGCGAUCGACGACGUGUUAAACCAUUGAUGAAGUCUCGUUCUGUUCACUCUGAUACUGCUUUGUACAAGACUCUUGGAACUAGUUUAUACUCACCCAAACAAAGCGAGGAUAAGCAACAAGAAGUGAACAUUUGCCAAUAUUAGAAAGAUUGAACCUAAAUUCUCUACCAUGAUGUAAUAUAAUCAUAGAUAAAGUUAGGGGAAGAAAAGAACAUAGGAAGAAAUUAAAAUAUAUUAAUUGUACAUCACAAUACAUAUAUAAGUCUUGGUUUUAUUUUUGUUGGUU